Molecule: messenger RNA, 219 nt
Organism: Staurois parvus
Lineage: Eukaryota; Metazoa; Chordata; Amphibia; Anura; Ranidae
Source: the annotation of a GenBank genome assembly
UGCCCCAUCAUUGGUGUCAGUGGGGGAGGAAUAGUGCCCCAUCAUUGGUGUCAGUGUGGGGGAGGAAUAGUGCCCCAUCAUUGGUGUCAGUGGGGGAGGAAUAGUGCCCCAUCAUUGGUGUCAGUGGGGAGAAUAGUGCCCCAUCAUUGGUGUCAGUGGGGAGGAGGAAUAGUGCCCCAUCAUUGGUGUCAGUGUGGAGGAGGAAUAGUGCCCCAUCGU